Molecule: messenger RNA, 1611 nt
Organism: Penicillium cataractarum
Lineage: Eukaryota; Fungi; Ascomycota; Eurotiomycetes; Eurotiales; Aspergillaceae
Product: putative amino acid permease
Exons: 4
Coding region: 1-1611 (536 amino acids)
Biological process (GO): transmembrane transport
Cellular component (GO): membrane
Molecular function (GO): transmembrane transporter activity
Source: RefSeq, a predicted model, not a curated record
AUGUCGAACUCGGAGGGCUUCGAGAUGUCCCGUUUGGGUGUCAAAUCGGCACAGUUCAGCGUCAGUGAAAAUCGUGGACACAGUCGUUCUGGCUCAGAUGGAGGUUAUAACGGUGGGGUUUCAACAUCCAUGUCGAGUGGAAAGCGUUUGGAUAGAGGUUUCGGGUCACUGUCAAUUCUGUGUCUAUCAAUUACACUACUCUCGUCAUGGGAAUCAAUUGCAAAUGGAUUCGAAGCAGGCCUCCUUAACGGCGGCCCAGCGGGACUCGUCUGGGGAAUGGUAUUGUCAUUAAUCGGAACAACGUUUAUCAUGCUAUCACUAGCAGAAAUGAGCUCGAUGACACCGUUAGCCGGAGCUCAAUAUCACUGGACGGCCGUACUCGCCCCGCCACGGGUUCAAGCAUUCAGCACCUGGAUCCAAGGCUGGAUCACAGUCUUUGGAUGGCAAGCCUCAACAACUAGUAUCUGCUACUUGGUAGCCGCCCAGAUCCAAGGCAUGGUCCUCUUGAAUGACUCCGGCUAUAUUCCCAAGCAAUGGCAUGGCACAUUGAUCAUGUGGGCCAUCAUCUUCGGGUCCGGUCUAGUCAAUAUCUACGGCAUCAAAAUCAUGCCUGCGCUGCAGAUGAUGGGUGGAAUCCUACACAUUACUCUCUUCAUUGCCCUGGUCGUCCCGAUCAUCUUGCUCAGCCGUCGCAGUACUUCGCAGUUUGUGUUCACCGAGUUGUUCACGGCAGAGGGAGGAUGGGAGUCUCCAGGGAUUGCUUGGUGUCUGGGUAUGCUCACGGUUACCUACUGCUUCCUUGGCUUUGACGGUGCCAUCCAUAUGAGUGAAGAGGUGCGGAAUCCAGCUGUUGUUAUUCCCCGAGUCCUAGUCCAGACCAUCGCUAUCAAUGGCGUGCUGGCGUUUGUCUUCCUUCUCGUCAUUCUCUUCUGCAUCGGCAGCGUUCAGGAGGCAUUAAGCCCUGCUUAUAUGUUCCCCAUUAUCGGAAUUUUCAAACAAUCCACCAACUCUGUCGGGGCAGCUACUGCCAUGCAAACUGCCAUCACUGGAAUUGGCAUGGUUUCCAAUGUUGGCGUUGUUGCUUCCGUUUCACGACUGACUUGGGCGUUUGCUCGUGAUGGCGGCCUUCCUUUUUCUGCAUACUUUUCUCAUGUCGAUCGCCAACAUCGUGUCCCAAAACGGGCCAUUCUCCUCGUCUGUGCCGCAGUGGUCAUCCUUUCAGUCAUUAAUGUUGCCUCCGAAACCGCUCUCAGCGCUAUUCUCGCUCUUUCCACCAGCAGUCUUUACGUUUCCUAUCUCAUUCCCAUCGUCAUGAUGAUCAUCCGACGACUCGAUACCAGCCGAGGCCCGAUCCCAUUCGGCCCCUGGAAUCUCGGUCGCUUCGGUAUGGCAAUCAACGUCUUCUCUCUCACUUUCGGUGUCUUUGUGUGCAUCUUCGUUCCUUUCCCGACACAGCUUCCAGUUACAGCGGCCAACAUGAACUGGUCCGGGCCCGUCUUUAUUGGAGUUUGUCUGUUACUCGUUAUAGAUUGGACUUUCCGGGCUAGACACAAGUUUAUUGGGCCGACGAAGGAUCUCUUGCAUAGCAAGAGCAAGGCCUGUGCUUCUUGA